AUGGCGAGUGAUUGUGCGAUUGACACGAAGAAAUACUCUCUCUUGGAGGAUUUUAAUGUCGAUGUUGAUGUGGAAAACCAAGAAUUUGAGACUUUCUCUCUUUGUUUCUGGGUUUAUCUCUUAGAUUCCACUACUUACCCUUCUACACUCAUCAGACAGGUUCACUCGGACAUGAGUGUUAGUGCACCUUUCCUUGUGCUAGAUGAAAACAAGAAGAUGAUGCUUUUGCCAUUGACUCUCCUUCACAAGGAAGCUCCUGAUCCUGUUAACAUUUCUUCUUGGACCGAAGUUCCUAAUGUUUCUACAAACGCUGAGUUUCCUCUUCAAAAAUGGGUUCAUGUUGGUUGUGAGGUUUCUAGAAACUACAUGCGCCUUCAUAUUUGCGGAGAGAUUGUUGGAGAGCAAGUAUUGACUUCUUUGAUGACCAAUGGUGCUAAUUCAGAUUGUUCUCAAAAGAUUACGCUAUUUAGUGUUGGUGGAGAUGGUUAUAGCGUUCAGGGUUUCAUCUACUGUGCAGAAGCUUUGGCUUCUAGUGUCCCUGUUAACUAUCAUUACACAAAGGAUCCACCUCUAUUGUUGUCUGUUGAGAAGCCAUCCACAUCGGGAAUUGAAUUAGAUGAAGAUGGUGUUUGGAGUAUCGUUGGCGGAAAGAUGUUUUCCUUGGAUGUUGUUUUAUCCAAUGCUAUUGGACAGCCUGUGCACAAGGAUGUGAAGGUUGUGGCUUCUCUUCUGUAUGCUGAUAGUGGGACGUCUGUUGAGAAGACGAUUGACUCUGACUCUGAGCCUCCUCUUUUGGUAAGCUAUGAAGGAGUUGAAUUUGCAGCUGAAGAUAAACCGUGCAACUUAUUGAACGGACAUGCUUCAUUCAAGCUCAAAAUAACUCAGCUUUCUUCCAAGAGCGAUAAGAGGUUGUUCUGCAUCAGAUUCGAAAUACCUGAAGUGAAGGGUUAUUAUCCUUUCCUCGAAACGGUUACCAACCAAAUCCGUUGUAUUUCGAGGAAAUGUGAUUCUGUUACCCCUAUCAGUUUGAACCACGUUGACUAUCCAUUAGAUAGAGGAGAACCAGAAAUUGCAUCAAGGAAUAGAACAUCAGAUUUUCUACAUAGCGCUUCCUCUAUGAAACGGAUCAGAUUAGGAGAAGAAAAGAUGUCUGAGAAAAACACCGAAGUUAGAGACUCUACGGUUUUAAGGAGAUAUACAAUCUCAGACUCUAUGAUUUUCAAAUACUGCCUUGGAAACUUAACAGAGAGAUCUCUUCUUCUGAAGGAAAUCACAAACAAUUCAUCAGAUGAAGAAGUUUCGGAAUUUGCCGAUCAAGUUUGUCUCUAUUCCGGAUGCUCCCACCACAGCUAUCAAAUCAAAAUGGCAAGAAAACUGAUAGCAGAAGGAACAAAUGCGUGGAUUCUGAUCUCUCGGAACUACCAACAUGUUCAUUGGGAUAAUGUGGUCAUUGAGAUUGAAGAACAUUUCAUGAGAAUAGCUAAAUGUAGCAGUAGAUCUCUCACUCAUCAGGAUUUUGAGCUUCUAAGGAGAAUAUGCGGAUGCUAUGAGUACAUAACUCAAGAGAAUUUUGAGAAAAUGUGGUGUUGGUUGUUCCCUGUUGCUUCUGCUAUAUCCAGGGGAUUGAUUAACGGAAUGUGGCGCUCUUCUUCGCCUAGAUGGAUCGAAGGGUUUGUGACUAAAGAAGAAGCGGAACAUGCGCUUCAAUGUCAAGAACCAGGCACUUUCAUUCUCAGGUUCCCUACCUCAAGAAGCUGGCCACAUCCUGAUUCUGGUUCUUUGGUUGUUACUUAUGUCGGUCGUGAUUUCCUUAUUCAUCAUAGAUUACUCACAAUCGAUCACAUCUGCGAUUCGAGUGAAAGGUAUACAGAUGCGAAACCGUUGCAAGAUAUGCUUUUGGCGGAACCUGAGCUAUCUCGGCUUGGAAGAUUUGCUAAGUCCCUUACUACUGAUACUAACUUAUGUAAAGCUCAAUGA
Molecule: messenger RNA, 1977 nt
Organism: Arabis nemorensis
Lineage: Eukaryota; Viridiplantae; Streptophyta; Magnoliopsida; Brassicales; Brassicaceae
Source: the annotation of a GenBank genome assembly